AUGGCCGAACAGCAACUAGGAGUGCUUAAGGCACUCGAUGUUGCGAAAACGCAACUUUACCAUUUCACAGCGAUUGUCAUCGCCGAGAAGCCUGGCAGUCUUCCCCCUCAUGUUGCGGCUGCGGUCAACGGUGUGGCUCUAUGUGGGACACUUAUGGGUCAACUAUUUUUCGGAUGGCUCGGUGACAAGCUUGGAAGGAAAAAAGUGUAUGGUAUCACUUUAAUCAUGAUGAUCGUGUGCUCCGUCGCUUCUGGUCUUAUCUUUCGGAAACAAGCCAAGGGUGUCAUGACCACUCUUUGCUUCUUCAGGUUUUGGCUGGGAUUCGGUAUUGGAGGUGACUACCCUCUUUCUGCCACCAUCAUGUCUGAAUACGCCAACAAGAAGACUCGUGGUGCUUUCAUCGCGGCCGUGUUCGCUAUGCAAGUUCCCAUCACCACCUAUGCGGAAGACAGGGUUCUCUCAACGCCUCCUCAAGCUGAUUACAUUUGGCGAAUUAUUGUCAUGUUUGGUGCACUACCUGCAGCCUUGACUUACUACUGGCGUAUGAAGAUGCCCGAAACUGCUCGUUACACCGCUUUGGUGGCCAAAAACAUCAAACAGGCCACACAAGACAUGUCUAAGGUCUUACAAGUGGAGCUUGAGAUGGAAGAGAGGGCAGAGGAUAUCGUUCAAGACCCUAGACUUAACUAUGGCUUGUUCUCCAAGGAAUUCCAAGCGCCAUGGUCUUCCCCUCCUCGGAUGUACCUCCACUUGGUUCUUGCUUGA
Molecule: messenger RNA, 765 nt
Organism: Microthlaspi erraticum
Lineage: Eukaryota; Viridiplantae; Streptophyta; Magnoliopsida; Brassicales; Brassicaceae
Source: the annotation of a GenBank genome assembly